GAUUUCUCUUAUUCCUCUCUUGGAAGCAACAAGUGACAAAGAAGCAAAGCAACACGCAGGGAGGUCAACCAUAACCUCGGCUCACAUUCUGUUGCUGCGUUCUUACACGCUUACAAUAGGGACCCAUCCGGUCUUGGUAGCCGCGCUCGUCUACAGGUCGGCAUGGACGCCGCCGCGAGGGACGCGCAGGGUGGUCUAGAAUGGCGGGUGACCGUGCCGGAGGGCGCCACGGUGAAGGUGGAGCACGAGCAUGGUGCGGUCGCGAGGGCGUGGGCGUGGCUGCUCGCUUGCAUGGUCAUGGUGCGGAGCACGGUGGCUGGGUUUGCGAAGAGAGUGUGGAAGAUCGCCGUGGACGAUCCCCGGAAGGCGGUGCACGGCCUCAAGGUCGGCCUCGCGCUCGCGCUGGUCUCCGUCGUCUUCUACACCAGGCCCCUGUACGAUGGCGUCGGUGGGGCUGCUGCCAUAUGGGCUAUCAUGACGGUCGUCGUCGUCUUCGAGUACACUGUUGGUGGCAGCGUGUACAAGUGUUUCAACAGAGCCGUGGCGACGGCGAGCGCCGGUGUUCUCGCGCUCGGCGUGCACUGGGUGGCGAGCAAAACCGGCGAGCUCGAGCCGGUCAUCCUCAGUGGCUCCCUCUUUCUGCUGGCUGCGGCGGCCACCUUCUCGCGGUUCAUACCGACGGUGAAGGCGCGGUUCGACUACGGCGUGACCAUCUUCAUCUUGACGUACAGCCUUGUGGCCGUGUCGGGGUACCGCGUCGACGAGCUGGCCGCGCUGGCGCAGCAGCGGCUCUCCACCAUCGCCAUCGGCAUCUUCAUCUGCCUCGCCGUCUGCGUGCUCAUCUGUCCCGUGUGGGCCGGCCAGGAGCUGCACCUCCUCACCACGCGCAACAUGGAGAAGCUCGCGGCCGCCGUCGAGGGUUGCGUCGAGGACUACUUUGCCGAGGAGCCGGCGAGACCCGCGCAGGUCAAGUCUGACGGGUACAAGUGCGUGCUCAACUCCAAGGCGUCGGAGGACGCGCAGGCCAACCUGGCGCGGUGGGAGCCCGCGCACGGCCAGUUCGGCUUCCGCCACCCCUACAGCCAUUACGCCAAGAUCGGCGCCGCCAUGCGCGGCUGCGCGUACUGCGUGGAGGCCCUGAACAGCUGCGUCGGCGCCGAGGUGCAGGCGCCCGAGCACGUCAAGCGGCUACUCUGCGACGUGUGCACGAGGGUCGGCACGCAGUGUGCGCGUGUGCUCAGGGAGGCGUCGAGUUCCGUCGCGACGAUGGUGUCCUCCAAAACACUGGACUUUGCCGUGGCGGACAUGAACACGGCGGUGCACGAGCUCCAAGGUGAAAUGAGAACCCUCCCGUCCAUGCUGACCGUGAAGCUCGCAGAGACUACGUCCCUGAUGGACACGAUGCCCCUCUUCACCGUGGCGUCGCUGCUGGUAGAGAUAUCCGCGAGGAUCGAUGGCGUCAUUGACGCCGCCGACGCGCUGGCGACCCUUGCGAACUUCAAGCAGGUCGACAACGAUGAUGACGAUAAAAAGAGAGAAACCGAGAUGAAAGUGCACCCAUUGAACGAAUCGGACACCGACGACGAGGCGUCACCGGAGAACCAAAUCACGAAGGUUUAAACAUCAAACCUCGAUCUCGAAACCAGGACGGAUCAGACCCGGCAAAUUUGACAAAUUUUACCCUGGUUACACCAUUGCAUUUGUAUGACAUAAUCUUACAAUCAAAGCUUUGAUUAUUUUCCGAGGAGGAGCUCACAGCUUCAGAUCCACGGCUUUACAGGGGAAUAAGACCGGCCUGCUUACCGCAGCAUUGGGUGUCAUCAUAUUGUAGCGGUACAUAGUUUAACAAAGCUAGCAUUGUUCGACAAACACAGAUCGUGCAUAUAGGCAAGCAAAACGACGGCACGACGUACCAGUUGUGCACUUGUACCAUACGGGGAAAGAAGGCGCAAAUGCGCAAAGUAAUCAGGUCACCAACUUUACAGUGCAGGCUAUAAACAUUGCCCUCUCUUGCACAUUGUUGCAUUACAGCAGCGCCACGCACUAGGGGACUUGUGCGCAUUGCAUCAUCACGUUACUAUUGUUCGCAGAUUGCGGAGAGGACCCGUAUGGAAUGAAAAAGGUAACCCUGUCCGUCUGAAUCUGACGGCGGCGUGCUGCAGCCCAUUAUUUAGUCCAGGAGCACAGAAAGCAGUCUCUACUACUUGACAGGAUUCAGAAGAAGGUGGAUGGACUCGGCCCAGCUCCUAGUGGAGUACAAAACUUCUGCACUGAAGAAACAGGUAGAUGAUGAUGAUCCAUGCAUAUCUGAAACAGGAGGGGGGAGGUAUAGUUGACGGACCACUAGGCACUAACUAAACUCGAUCAGUUUGAUCU
Molecule: messenger RNA, 2376 nt
Organism: Phragmites australis (common reed)
Lineage: Eukaryota; Viridiplantae; Streptophyta; Magnoliopsida; Poales; Poaceae
Product: aluminum-activated malate transporter 10-like
Exons: 3
Coding region: 163-1620 (485 amino acids)
Biological process (GO): malate transport
Cellular component (GO): plant-type vacuole membrane
Source: RefSeq, a predicted model, not a curated record